Molecule: messenger RNA, 460 nt
Organism: Sinocyclocheilus anshuiensis
Lineage: Eukaryota; Metazoa; Chordata; Actinopteri; Cypriniformes; Cyprinidae
Product: 1-phosphatidylinositol 4,5-bisphosphate phosphodiesterase delta-3-A-like
Exons: 3
Coding region: 29-460 (143 amino acids)
Source: RefSeq, a predicted model, not a curated record
CAGGCGAUCUCGUUGAGGAAUUUUGGCCAUGUCUUGUGUGCGUAAGCUUCGCAAAAGGACGAAAUCCCAGGAGUUAGUUUACCAAGAGCAGUGCAAGAUCGUGGCACAAGAGAAUGGGAAACGCAUAGGUCUGGAGGGAGACCCGGACCUGCAGUUUUUGCUGAAAGGUGGAGACCUACUAAAGGUGAAGUCCAGGUCAUGGAGAAAGACCCGCUACUUUUGGCUGAAUGAAGACUGCAAGACUAUGUGGCAACAGACCAGCAAGACUUUCAAGAGUGACUCCAGCUGUAAGUGUCUCUGCUGUCCCUUUAUUCAGUGUCUGUUUGAAAGAGAGGCCUCUGCUCCUCUUAGCUUUCGGCCUGGUUCCUCCUGGCCAAAGGCCUCAGAUCAGACCUCUUUAUCUGCUGUCUGCCAGACUGUGGCUGCCUCCUCUUUGUCCUGCAUGUGUGUGAUUAAGUAA